AUGGCUGCGCGUGUCAACAGACCCACCGACAUCAAGCAGAAGGAGGAUGACAUCAACCGCAAGCUUCAGAUAUACGGCAUCUUUCAUGCGUUCAAGAAUGGGAAACUCCCAUCGAAUGAUCAAAUCGACGUGGCAUUGAACAGCUUCCUGCAAUCUAGACCAAUCGCUCACCCCUCUGAUAAACUAUCUGAUGAGGGAAAACUACUGGCUGAGGAUGCCAGAGAAGUUGUGAAGCUCGCGAAACAGCUCCUGCUGUCCAAAAACCACGGCAACCUCAUUCAGGACUUCAUCUGGCAGACUACGCAUUACGACACUCAGAGCAUCCAGUCUCCGGAUGCUCCCUUGACCAAAGAUACCGCAUCACGAGACAAAGAUGACGCUCUCGAAGGACUGAGGACUCUGGGCACCUUGCUCAUCACCAAUGGGCAGUUCCGGAAACUUCUCAAGGAUGCUAGUAUUCUGGUCCGUGAUAUGGUUGGAGAUGGCGCUACUAACGCUGCCAAUUGGGUUCGCCCUUCGGAUGAACAACUCCGCCAAAUGGACCAGGCCGCACCAGACAAUACAUGGCACGAGAAGCCUGAUCUUUCCAAGGAGAAUCUUAGAAAUCAAGCUCGAGCCAUCUACAAGGGCGAUGUCAAACAGGAUGCCAAAGACGUUGCCGCAGCUGCUGCUGUUGUUACAAGCACCUCUCGUACCAAUGCAACCUCUGGUAUCGACGCGGCUCAGGCAGUCGUGAACCAGAAGAUGGAUCGGAAUUUGGACGACGAGACGCAAGAGAAGGCUAAGAAGCGGAAUGAAGAGUACCGCCGCAAGGCCAGAGAGUACCUGAAAAAGAAGAUGCCCCAAGAGCGCAGGGAUCAGGUCAUCUUCCGUCUCAAAAAGAUUGUCCUUGAAUGCCAGCAACACCCUGACUACUCCCAAGCUGUGCAGACCCUUCUUCGGCUGGCUGAGGAAUACGGCCGACAUGGGCGCAACUAUGGAAAAGGUUCUGCUGACUCUGCCAAGGAUGUCCGAACUGGGCUUUCCGCAGCCGAGGAAGAUUUGCGCACUCUGAUUGAGCGCUUCGCCAACGGUACCUCGACCGAGGAUCUUUGGCAGUCCAUCGGCCAGAUCUACAGGGAUGCCGAUAAAGACCAGGAACUCAGAGACUGGUUCAAGCAAGUUGACACCUACAUCCGCAAAUGCCUGUUGGAGCAGGGCUAUGUCCUCGAAGACGCUUCCACGGAGGAGUGGAACCGGCUCUAUGACAAGGGCCGAUUUUUGCUGCGUGAGAAAUAUCGUGGCCAUACCGACCGCGUUAUCGACGAGGUCAGGUUCAUUACGGAUCAAUUUGACCACGAUCCCCAAAACAAGGCGUUUGGCCAUGCAGUCCAGAAGCUAUUCAAGGACCUGGGAAAUGAUGAAAAUGGAAAGCCGACAUUCAAGCCUCACCUCGUCAAAGAUCUAACCGAAAUCAUUAUCCCUGCCAUUUUUGAGAAUAUUGCAUAUGUACCGAUUCCACGUAUCGAAUACUCGGAUCCUAAAUUCGAUGCAGUCAUUGAGAAUUUGGUCCUCGAGAGCGAUAAUUUCAUGCCAAACGUUCUUGAAAUCGCCAGCGACAAUUAUUUCCGAUGGGGGCGCAAGAAGAUUGCCAACAAGCAUAAGAAUACUGUGGACAUAAAAGUUACUGGUAUUCAGAUGGAUCUCCGAGACGUCAGCUAUCAUAUCAAGAAGAAAUCUGGGUUCCCCUCCCUCACCGACACCGGAGUGCUCGAUCUAUUGCUCCCCGGUGACGGCUUCUCCUUCAGAUUGAAGGUGUCUACUCCAGAAAAGAAGGACGCUCAACACGUCUUCAAGGUGGAAAAGGUGGACGUCAACGUUAAGGGCCUGAAGCUGAAGAUUAAGAAGUCGAGGCACAAGUUCUUAUUCACACUCUUCAAGCCCAUUGCUCUCAGGGCCGUCCGUCCGGCGCUACAGAAAGCCAUUGAGAAAGCCAUCAAGGACGAGUGCGACAAGGCCGACCAGUUUCUGUUCCAGGUCAAGGAGGAGGCGGAUCGCGCUCUUGAAGAAGCCAAGAAUGACCCUGAGAACGCACCCAACAUUUAUAGUCGCUACUACAAUGCUAUGCAUAAGAGAAUCCUUCAGGGCAAGGAGAAGGCAAAGGCCUUUACGCAGGACAAGAAGGUCAACGUCGCCAUGACCAAACAGGAGAGCAUCUUCCCCAACGUUACCCUGCCCGGAGGCAUUAGCUCCAAGGCCACGGAAUACAAGGACCUUGCUGGCAAGGGCGACAGGUGGGAGAGCCCCGUCUUUUCCAUUGGUGACGCCCAACGGAGUACGGAUAUCCCUCCUGUGCCUCGUAUCGAGAGAAAGGCCCAUGCCGUAGCUGGCGGGCGCGCAAACGGAAACAUUGAUGGCUCAGGCAAUGCAGGAGGUGGUUUCACGGCCGGAGAAGGCACAAGCGGCAACUCCCUUGGUGGACAAGUUCUCACUGCUUACUAG
This is a messenger RNA of Trichoderma virens Gv29-8, 2481 nucleotides long. RefSeq lists its product as uncharacterized. The record is from RefSeq and is a predicted model, not a curated record. NCBI's taxonomy places the organism in Eukaryota, Fungi, Ascomycota, Sordariomycetes, Hypocreales, Hypocreaceae. Bases 1 to 2481 code for a protein of 826 amino acids. The transcript is spliced from 4 exons.